Messenger RNA from Klebsormidium nitens, 129 nucleotides. NCBI's taxonomy places the organism in Eukaryota, Viridiplantae, Streptophyta, Klebsormidiophyceae, Klebsormidiales, Klebsormidiaceae. The record is from the annotation of a GenBank genome assembly.
UUGGUGCUGCUGCUCUUGGCUGUGGUGGGGGGCGUGCGCGCGCACUCCGCGGGCCCCCGGUCACCCCCGCCUGCCGCUGAUCUGGACAUCAUUGAGCCGGGGAAUCCUCUCCGAACGCUAGGAGGCUAA